Messenger RNA from Phytophthora nicotianae INRA-310, 3081 nucleotides. RefSeq lists its product as hypothetical. Lineage: Eukaryota; Oomycota; Peronosporomycetes; Peronosporales; Peronosporaceae. Bases 558 to 2039 code for a protein of 493 amino acids. The transcript is spliced from 4 exons. Gene Ontology annotation, molecular function: NAADP-sensitive calcium-release channel activity. Gene Ontology annotation, cellular component: plasma membrane; lysosomal membrane. The record is from RefSeq and is a predicted model, not a curated record.
GUUUCCGCGGGAGCAGGAGCGUCCUUGUCUUGGUUGACAGUCGCAUUAUCCAAGUUCAAUGUCGCCUCUUCCUCCUUCUUGGGGUUCACCAGUUUCUCCAUUUCGUUCGCCGCCACUUGUGUUGCGAUAGGCGCGGCCGUGGGGGCAUCAGUCACCAGAAUCAACGCCUCCGCAUUAACGUUCGUCUUCUGUGUGCCAGGAAUAUCUGCAGACGUCGGAGUAACAGCGUCGCCACUUACACCCAGAGCAUCGAAUGGUUCUUGCUCGCCCACGUCCCCGUUAAUGUCUUCCUCGACGCUCCCCAGCGGGGUUUCUACCGCGCGCACCAGCAUCCACGUCGUCUGGAACGACGUCGCGGCUAUAGCUACCGUCCCCAGCGUUUGUCUGCCAGCUCUGAUUGGGGUCAUCGUCCCCUGCCGCAUCUUGUUGCCGCUGUCGUCAAUCAGUGAGUGCUUCUCUCAAACGCUCAACUACCGAAACUCAUGCUUCAUGAGGGUUGAUAGGUUUUCUGCUUUUCACAUCGCAAUUCUGAUUUUUAGAGAUCCAAAGUGACGUUCAUGUCUUCCGACGAGGAGAUCGAAGCAGAGCUGCGGCGCGGGUUGCUCAACGACGACAACGAUGAUCGACCGAAGAACGCUUCAUCGAUGGGUGCAGUGGAGCGGCUGGUGCUGUCGCCUUGGGAAAAAUGGGCCGCUCACGGCCGAUUCCCGUACAAAUUGAUGCUGCACAUAGCGCUGGUGCUGCUCACAUUUGCGCAGAUGCAGCUCUACGACGCGCAGAAUGCCGCCUACAUGCGUGCUUCACAUCGCAACUGGGCAUUCUUCUUUCUUCCUCCUGCUGCGGACAUCGGCGUCGUACCACGCUUCCAGCGGGAUUUUUACACUAUCAAUCGCACGAUGACGGCGGUACACUUCUUGCGAGAUGCCUAUUUCUCGAUCGGAAACGACUCAGUCGCCAAUUACGAGUAUUUGCGCACCUCGUCUGGCGAAGUCCAACCACUGAAGCUGAUAGUCGAUCGAGUUCUACCUCAUGGCGAUUUAGAAACGCGAGAAUACCUCGUCUCGCAGGACGACGAGAGUGUCGGACCUUUUGACCCAGCAAUGUCAUUGUGGCAGAAAAAACAUUUAUUUCGAUCAUUACGCGCCCUCAAGUUUUCCUUUCCGUUGCGUGACCACCAGUUCGGAAAUUUUUACGAAGAGUGCUUCGAGUGGCAAGUGAAUGUGAAAUUUGAAGUCAUCGAGAGCGCUCAGAUUCAUGUUGAGCUGGAGGACUGCGAAGUUUCCCGCUGUGCAAGCACACAUCCACGUCCAUUCUGGACUACGGCCAGGCAGAGCUUUGUAUGGAUGCAUGUGGUUGUUGCAGUAGUUUCGAUUUUAUACAUUAUGCUCAGCCUCAAGGCCCUGCGGCGGUCAUUCCAAGUCAUGGCACGAGCCAGAGGUUUAUUAAGAGACAAUGCCAAGGACAGAGAGAAUCUGGACAACGGGCUGCACAAUGUCACUACAAACGCGAAGGAUGGCGACAACUCGCACCGCUACAUUAGGCAACACGUACCUUUGAGAUCGUGGACUGAGAUUCCAUUUACGCUCAAGCUCAAACUCAUGAAUGAAUUGUACGUCAACUGGCCUAGAUUUUGCAGCUCCGUAGCUAACAAUAAUGUCGUCCUGCAGACAAUUAAUCGUGUUUACCUCGCUGUUACUUCUACUUGCGAGCACCAUGUGGAGUUUACUCUUCUUGGAGGCUCACAUGCCUAUUCGAUUUUGGCAUCGGUUGUUGCAUGCGACAGCGUUGCUACUGCUCUGGAGCUCUCUCGUGGGAUACUUGGAGCACAACCAGCAUAUCUAUUCGAUUGUCUUAACGCUCAAAUGGGGAACACCUCGCGUGUUGCAGUUUUUAUUGGGUGUAUUCCCAAUUUUCUUUGGAUAUGCCCUUUUCGGGACGAUAUACUUCGGAAACAAAAUCGAAGAGUUCGGUACGCUGAGUGCUUCGAUGAUUUCUCUUUUCUCGCUCAUGAAUGGAGACAUUAUCAUGGACACUUUUGACGCAAUGGAACUGCACCAAUUUACCGUAUCCGGGAAGGUGUUCUUGUACUCGUUUAUCUCACUCUUCAUGUAUGUGGUCCUGAAUAUCUUCAUCGCCAUCGUCGAAGAAGCCUUCUUCGCGACGCAAUCUACUCGACGCCGGCUAAGUGACUUGUUGUCGGACCCUCGCGUAUCUGGCGUAAACGCUGCCAAGGAAUCCGAUAUCUCUGCGGAAAUGAUGCGAUCUUUGCUUCAGCUAAUGGACUCCGAAUGAACUCGGGCUAGCGUUAAGAGCAAUAUAUUGUUAGUUAUUUGGUGCAGGUAUGAAGGGUUCAACUAGUGUAUGCAGAUCGCUCGAGUUUAGCACACGAUAUAUUACUCUCCUAGCACCUCAGUGGCAAGCUUGGUGACGUCGUCGUCGACCUGCACGACAUGUUUGUGCAGGGACUGGCACUGUUCCUGCAACGUGGUGAUAUGGCCACGUUGGACGUUCAGACACUUGUUGAGGCGCUCAAUCUCCUCGCUAGCGGUGUUAAGCUUCUUCUGGUAGUCAAUGCGAAGCUUGUGGAGCUCCUCACUGGUGCGCUCCGUGAUUUCCUCGAUCUUGGUCAAGAGCAAUGUCUUGUCUGCCUGGUGAAUCGACAUGAGCUUCUGAAUCGUGUCUUCAUGGGACUGUACCUUGCACUCGAGUGAAUACAGUUGAUCCUUGACACUCAAACGGUUACCGUUGGAGACAGACGUGUUGGAAUUGCUUGGGGACAUUAUGCGCGAGGAUGAGCGACGGACUUCCCUCGAAGGAGACUGAGCUUGCAUUUCAUCUUCGAUAUCGGCAAACAUCCUUUCACUCUCCAUCGAAAUCUUCAUGCUCUUCAUGCUGCUCGUUCCGGACAAACGCGACUCCAUUGCUAGCAGGUAGAACUGUGAGCGACGUGGGCUGCGAAACGAGCACUGGAGAGAAGAUUGGAGAUUGAGGGCGAACAGCGGCUCUACCGCUCAACGAGCAAACCAACGAGCAAGUCAACCGCCCCAUAAUACCAACCAGUCUAGCGCACUGCUGACACCA